Sphaeramia orbicularis (orbiculate cardinalfish) is the source of this 3475-nucleotide messenger RNA. RefSeq names its product family with sequence similarity 149 member B1 (gene fam149b1). NCBI's taxonomy places the organism in Eukaryota, Metazoa, Chordata, Actinopteri, Kurtiformes, Apogonidae. Gene Ontology annotation, biological process: cilium assembly; protein localization to cilium. The record is from RefSeq and is a predicted model, not a curated record. Bases 429 to 2480 code for a protein of 683 amino acids. The transcript is spliced from 16 exons.
UAUGCUAGCAAGGGAGAUCUAGCGGUCGCUGGCUUCAGUUCACACUCAUGUACUUUAAUAUAUACACCAUGCUGAGAGAAAACAUUCAAGACACCAGUUUAGUGCGGUAAAAAUGUGACAUCAGGGAAUAUAUUUUGAGGAAAUUCAUAAUGCUACCCGUGCCUGUUUGUGUUUUUAUCUUUUCGUUCCCCCUUUUCUGUAGCUAGCUUAUGCCAGUCGUAGCCUCCUCCUAACAUUAGCACAAAACAGGUAAACACAGCGUUAGCAUCUGUAGCCGAAGAACUGGCCGGCUGUGUCCUACACCGGUGGCUGAGGUGCGGACUGUCGGAGAUGUUAUACCUCUGUUUUAAUUGUUCAAAGAGGGUCCAGGGCGUGGAGCUUAAAAUGAGAGACGGGGAUUUUAACGUAUAAAACAGAAACCAGGGAGGAUGAUUUCACGAUACAACCGGAGACCUGUAUCGCACAAACUUGAAAUUCGUGGAUUAUCUCGAAGUAGCCUGGACCACCACCCUCUCCCAGAGGAAGCAGAUGAUAACCAAACUCCUCAGCGUUACCUCCAUGACCUCCAGGAAGCUGUUUCCACUCACAACAGCUCAGAAACGUCUGGUGCCUCAGGCCACUCAGACUGCACCACCAUCGUCACAGUAGACUUCAACCAGUCCUGGUCAGGUAUCCACAGUUCCACGGGCACCGGCAUCUCCACAGAGAGGAGCUCUGUUUUCUCCUGGGGCUAUGAUGAAUUUGAUAAGGCAGCAUCUCGGCAGGUUCAGCAAAUGUUUGAGGAAAUCGACAAAGAGCUUUAUGAGGGGAGAGGCAGUGGGGGUGGGAUACUCCCAGGGCUGCAGGAUGAAUGUCAGCAGUGGGCCUUACGAUUUCCACAUCUCCGGAUCCUCGGGGCUCAGCUGGUGUGUCCCACCGAUGAUGGCUUCCAGUGGUACGCUACUUCAGGGAAGAGCAGUUCUUCCAGCAGCCCAUCAACAGGCAAAGAGAGCAGCAUCAAGUCCCAGGAGAAAGACAAAGGCGGCGCAGAGCUGAACGUGCAGGGCAGACGAGCGGUUCUGUCGAAGCCCUCCGCCUCUGAGUUGGAAGGACUUCAAGGCAUUUCCUCUGGUUCCGGCAACUACGACCGACAGAAAGUGAUAGAAGUGGAGGGUCUGAUGGAGGAGUACCUGGCUUUUGAUAGCAGGGACUUGGAUGAUGACCUGGAUCUGGAUUGUUCCGAGUCAGGUCGGUGGUAUCGGAGCUUGCCGCCUGUGUCCCCGUACCGCUGCCGUCGCCAGGCUGUUCUCGACCUGCUGUUCGAUGAUGUGUGGCGGCAGCUGGUUGGCUGGAUGAAAGAGCUGGUCCAACGACACUGGGAAGGCUAUGCCACAACAGAUGAUGAAAAACUCUGUGGGAACUUGAGCCCUGUGCAGCAGGACUCCAACAAUCCAUUCAUGCUGCUCUCCUCGCUGCCCACAAUGCUGCCCAAACUGGGCCAAAGCAGGGUUCCCCCGCUUGCAGCUGGACUGCAGCUCCAGAACUCAAAGUCAAGGGGCUCAAAGCACAAGUCCAGACGGAAAUCCAAAAAGCAGAAAAGGCCUUCCGCUACAGCAAGAGUCCCUGUGGGAGCAGCAGCGACUCAGCACAACCUGAAUGACCUCAUCGUGAUCCACAGCAUCCCUUUACAGCAGAGGAAUCUGGGGGUGCUGGACAGAGCUCAGGAGCCAGAAGAAAGGGUGUACCACAGACCUGGCUCCAGUGUCGUUCCAUCCAACAAACCUCGCCCUCGCCGAACCCUGGAGCAGAGCACUUCUUCAUUAACCCGCCCAGCCCAGUCAGCCCGACGCAGAAACCCACCUCCCCGAACUCUCCUACCACUGGUUCCCAGUCUGAGUCAGUCUAGCACCGCGGGAUCCAUGGAUGAGGUCAUUCGUGGGACACGUCUACCCACAGCCAGUGACCGCCUGACCUCUCCACUGUUGCCUCUGAGUAGAAACACACUUCUUCCCCCCAUCAGUGCUGGAGAAUCAGAGCUGACCCCCACAGCGCAGCCCAAACCUGCACAGCGUCAGAAAGGCCCGUCCAGCCGAGCUCACAGUGCUAUAAAUGAUGAAGUUGGCAGCUCAAUACCCAGAGAUCGUCAUCAUCUACUGGAUGGCUUCUCUCGGCCCAACACCACUCAUACGUACAGGUCAGACACUCCAUAUCGUCGAUCUUUCACAGUAUUGGACAAUAUUGGGCAGGGGCGGCCGGGCAGGGCCUCUGUGGGCACAGCAGACUCUCUUGGUAUUGGCGUGACCGGCAUCAGUCUUGGCAUCAGCAGCUCCUCUUUUUUGGACUCGUUUUCCCACCACCCCUUGGGCCACUUGCCUAUUAAAGAUGAAGAGGAGCCAGACCCACAAGCCCCCGUCCCAGCUCCACUGGUGCCUGUGUCCGUCCCACCUCGGUCUUACACUCGUGGAGGCAUCUCAUCCAGGGCUGGCAGACCUGGUUUGUAACUUUGAAACCACCUCCACAACUUACAGCCAUUCGUCUUUACACCAUAUACUGUAGUGCUAUUAUAUCAGUGCAGCAUCUGUGCCCACAAGUUUGUUUUUUUUACAUAAGUAGCAGAAUUUUUUCAUAUUAUGCUGUUAUGGUGAAUUUCUUUACAAAGUUUUUGGUAGAGGCUUAUUUUUGUACCUCUACAACAGCUAAAGUGGCUGCCAAACAACAUCCAUCUCUACGUACAGUAUGAGUGGACAUUUGUACCAUGUAUGUAUGAAGUGAAUGUGCAUAUAACUAUUUACAUGUGAAGGUACUGUAUAUUGACAUCUUUAGUUUGUUGUACAGCUUAAUGACUAUGCAGGGAAUGACACAUCCACCCACACAGGGAUAGAAGAUUUAAGGCACUUUUUUUUUUUACUCUGAUACUAUAUCAGAGUUUGGUACUGUAACUUUUAUAAGCAGACAAUUUUCAGUGGCUCAAUGUAAAAUAAAAACCCAGAGCCUCUGAUUGCAAACAGGAACUAGAACAUGUUGAGAUGCCACAUCGCUGGAACCCUUUCCUGUUGCCUUUUCUUACCAUGUAUUUUUAUUUUUCACUAUUAGGGCUCAGUUCAAACCAUAUCAAUUAGAAUGUUGUGGAAAUGGCAGAAAUCUUUUCAUCUCAAAACUCACUUAGAAGAAUCACGUCAGAGGUUCAUGGGAGCUGAUGGUAUUGUUGUGUAAAUAACCAGAGGAAGCAGUGUGUUUUGAACCGUGCAAAGUAUUUGAUGUACAUUUUUCACCGUUUCCUGUGCAAAGCCAAAGUGGGGUGCUUUGACAGGUAACAUCAGGGCAGCAGCAAAAAAAAGGGUAAAAAUAAACAAAAAUCAGUUUUCUGUUCAUUUAAGGUUAAAAUAAAAUGUUGGGCAGCCAUGCUUCAAAUGUGACAAAGCUUGAAACUCAACAUUGUCCUUCAAUGUAUUUUCUUUGAUUCAAUUUUAUACAAAAAUAAAGAGCUCUGUGCAAA